AUGUUCUCGGUGCGCAACGACAUGCUCCGUCGCAGGGAACUCGUCUUUCUGCUGCUCUGCCAGGCCUGCUUUGCACUUUGGCCCGACGUCGAACGCCUUCGGACGAGCGCGAGGAAGGCUCGGCCGAUGCGGCUUCGAAGCGACAGGCAGGGAACUUCCGACCUUUUCCUCCCGCGACAUGUCAUCCCGACCCACUACGACAUCCUCCUCCGCCCCGUCUUCGACGAGGCCCUGGGCUUCCCCGUGCAGGGACGGGUCGUCAUCGACGUGGAGUGCCGGGAGGCUGCGACCAACACCACUUUGCAUGCCGCCGACAUGACCAUCGAGGACUAUGUCAUCAGGGAUGCGUCGGGGAUUCCAUUGGAAGUUGUGGAUGUGGAGACCGACGGACCUCAUCAAUUCCUCAUCUUUCAUCUCGGUGAGACUCUCGAAGUCGGUUCCACCUACGAAAUCGAUCUAGCUUUUUCUUAUCCCAUACGUCGAGACCGAGUCGGGUUUCAUUUGGUAUCCUAUACGGAAUCUGGGAUGGAGAAAUACCUCGGGGUCACCUUAUUCCAACCAUCGUUCGCUCGACUGACAUUUCCCUGCUUCGAUGAGCCAUCGCUCAAGGCUCGAUAUGACGUCACGAUCGGACGGGACGAGGACUGGACUGCGUUUACCAACAUGCCGCUCAAAGAAACGCUGCCGGACGACGACGGUACGUUCUUGGACGUGUUUGAGACUUCUCUCCCGAUGUCGACCUAUACGGUGUGCUUCGCGGUGACGCAGUUCAGCAGCUUGACCACCGACACCCCGAGCCCAUUCGGCGUGCAUGCCAGGCCGGACGCAAUAGAAAACGGCGCGUUCAUGCUCCAGAACGCUCCAAGCAUACAACUCACGCUCGAAGAAGUCUUCAAGACGGAGGAGCCCAUGCCCAAGAUGGACCUCCUCGCCCUUCCGCAGUCUGGGGCUGGCGCGAUGGAGCACUGGGGGCUGGUCACUUUCCGCGAAGAUUUUCUUCUCGUCGACGUCGACGCCGAGGAUUUCACCAGGGUCUUCGAGGUCAACGCCGUGACGUCGCACGAGCUCGCCCACAAUUUCUUCGGGAACCUCGUCACCUUGCAGUGGUGGGACCUGAUCUGGCUCAAUGAGGGUUUCGCCUCUUUCGGCGAGUACGUGGGAAUGCGGGGACCGAACCCAGACUGGGACGUGUGGCAGAUAUUCGUCUGGGACUCGUACCAGCCGACGCUGAUGGACGACUCUCUCGAGUCGACCCACCCGCUCGUCAUGGACGUUUUCUCGAUGAAUGACUUUUGGCCUCUCCUCGACAUCGCCUACGGCAAGGGGGCCAGCCUCUUGAACAUGAUCUUCGGAGUCCUGAGCGAGGAGUUCAUCAUAUUUGACGGAAUCGCAUCGUAUAUCGGCGAAUCCAGUUUUGGCAAUGUAGUCGAAGAAGAUCUCUGGCGGAACUUGCAGGCUGCAGUCGAGGGAACAGACGUCGACCUUGGAGGACGUACCAUCGCCGAAAUCAUGACCGGAUGGACUCGACAAGCCGGUUAUCCCUUGGUCACCGCAAUCCGAGACUACGAUACUGGGGGAAUCAGAGUGCAACAGGAAAGAUUCUUGAGCGAUCCCGAAGCCGACCCCGAUCCCACGCUCUGGAUCGUUCCAGUCACAUUCUACACACCCGAGGGAGGCCAAAGACUAUAUUGGCUCGCAGAGGGGGAUGGCACCCUCACGACACAGCCCAUGCCAGGCCUCGAGGAAUUCCUCUUUGUCAACGUGGAAGCAUCCGGAUUCUACAGAGUCAACUACGACCUCCGCAACUGGGAACUCCUCGCGACCGAGCUCGAGCGAGACCCAAACCAAUUUCCUAUCCAAAACCGGGCGGAGUUCCUCGACGACGCAUUCACCUUCGUCGCUUCGGGACAUUUGCCCUCCUACGAGGUCCCGUUGUCUCUCACGCGAUUCCUGAGAAGCGAACCGAAAUUUUUACCCUGGGUCACGGCUGCCACCCACCUGGAGUAUCUUCACCGCAUGUUCGUGUCGACCGAACGACGCGCUCUUUUCCAGGCGUACGCUCUGAGUCUCCUGGAACCGAGAUUCGCCGAAACUCCGUUCGAGAUGCUGGAACAGUUCCCCGAAGUGUACGGAGACAUCCUCGAUUGGUACUACAAUUAUAUAAUCCAGAGUUUCACAUGCGCCAUGGAAAGUUCUGCAUGCGUCCAACAGGCAUCAGAACUCUUCCAACUUUGGAAGUCGGCAUACGAUCCCCAAGAUCCUGACAGAACCAUCCUCAGCCCGAAUGCGAAGAGCCUCGUCUAUCUCUAUGGCAUUUAUGGAGGGGAUGACAGCGACUGGGAGUUUGGAUACCAGCAUUAUCAGUUGACGGGAUCUGAAUCGGACAAGAACUCCAUGCUUUUGGCUUUGGCAUCUUACACCGGAUCCGCUUCUCUCACCCGACUGCUGGACGACAUCUUGUCGCCGACGUCGCCCAUCCGCGACCAAGACGCGCUUCAGGCAUUCCUUUACCUCGGUGCCAACAUCGCAGGUCGACAGCUCGCCUUCGACUUCCUGAGAGACAACUGGGACGCCUUCAAAGCCCGCUUCCAGGAGGUGAGCGCCGUCGUCGCGGCUUUCCAGGACUUCAACACCCCCGCGGACCUCGACGCCCUGACUGCGCUCCGGGACGAACAUCCCCAGGAUGCCGACGCCUUUGCUGCUACCGUCGCUGCAGUCCGAGGGAACAUCGCCUGGAUGGACCAACACUUCGACUUCAUCGUCGACUGGCUCAAUGCAAGCAUUCAAUAA
This is a messenger RNA of Darwinula stevensoni, 2790 nucleotides long. NCBI's taxonomy places the organism in Eukaryota, Metazoa, Arthropoda, Ostracoda, Podocopida, Darwinulidae. The record is from the annotation of a GenBank genome assembly.